This is a messenger RNA of Ictidomys tridecemlineatus (thirteen-lined ground squirrel), 1843 nucleotides long. It is a transcript of the gene H1-1, whose product is annotated as H1.1 linker histone, cluster member. Gene Ontology annotation, cellular component: nucleosome. NCBI's taxonomy places the organism in Eukaryota, Metazoa, Chordata, Mammalia, Rodentia, Sciuridae. Gene Ontology annotation, molecular function: structural constituent of chromatin; DNA binding. Gene Ontology annotation, biological process: nucleosome assembly. The record is from RefSeq and is a predicted model, not a curated record.
CGCGGCCGGCCUCCCGCUCCGCCAGGGCUAAGCCAGUUCCUUUCUCUAGUAGCAGUCGCCAUGUCCGAGACGGCGCCGGCCGCCCAAGCCGCUCCGGCGGCCGCCCCUGAGAAGCCUUCCGCUGGCAAGAAGGCGAAGAAGCCCGCCAAGACGGCGGCCGCCGCCAAGAAGAAGCCUGCUGGCCCCUCCGUGUCCGAGCUCAUCGUCCAGGCCGUGUCCUCCUCCAAGGAGCGCAGCGGCGUGUCCCUGGCCGCGCUCAAGAAGGCGCUGGCGGCCGCCGGCUACGACGUGGAGAAGAACAACAGCCGCAUCAAGCUGGGCCUCAAGAGCCUUGUGAGCAAGGGCACCCUGGUGCAGACCAAGGGCACCGGCGCCUCCGGCUCCUUCAAGCUCAACAAGAAGGCGGCCUCCGGGGAAGCCAAGCCCAGCACCGCAAAAUUGGCAGCCAAGGCCAAGUCCUCGGGCUCUUCCAAGAAGCCCAAAAAGCCCGCAGGGGCCGCGGUUAAGAGGAAUGUUAAGACUCCGAAGAAGGCAAAAAAGCCCGCGAUGGCCAAGAAGCCAUCCAAGAGCCCUAAGAAGCCUAAGGUCGUGAAGCCAAAGAAGGUAGCCAGGAGCCCUGCCAAGGCCAAGGCGGUGAAGCCCAAGGCGGCCAAGGCGAAGGUGACCAAGCCAAAGACUGCGGCCAAGCCCAAGAAGGCAGCCCCCAAGAAAAAGUGAAAAUCCUGCUGGAAACUUUCCAGCUACCCAACGGCUCUUUUAAGAGCCACCUACGUGAUUCAGGAAAAGAGCUUGAUACCGUUUCCAUAGUUGACACCAACCUAAGUUGUCACAUUGAAACAUGAAGACAAGUUUUGGAAGUAAGAUGGUUGGGUUAUGAGGGCUUUAGCCUAAUUGGUUCAUGAAGCCCCUUAUAGGGAUUAGCUGCGCAGUAACCCUAAGAAGGCAGGGUGUGGCUGGAGGUGGGUGUGAGUAUGUUUGGUCCUGGGUGGGAGACGCUCUUCACCCUCCCCUCGACCUUCAGUCUAGCCUCCAGGAGUGAAGCCCUCUGUCUGGACUAGACUCAAACUGAGCUCCAAAUAGACUUUCCGGACUUUUCAAGUUGUUUUUUUGUUGUUGUUAAGCUGUCUUGGUCACAACAGUGAAAAACACUCAUUACCUGUGUUGUGCUUUUUAUUUCCUGUGAUGUAUUUCCCAUUUGUAUGCAAAAGCUUGUAUUGGGUAUGUGGGUUUUUUAAAAUAUUGUUAAUAAUAAAUUUGUCUUAUGGCUUCAAAGUUUCCAGUUUGGGUUAAGAAAUUAUACACUACUACUCUUGAGUUUGCAGUCUUUCUACAUUUUCUUUAUAAAGUUUUUUGUUGUUGUUUGUUUUAUCUUAAAAAAGAAAAAUUGUCUCUAAUCCAACUAGAAUUUAUAUUGUGAACACAGAAUCUGAGUUACAUUCUCCCAGAAGGAUGGGCAGCUCUUUCAACCCCAUUUAUUAAAUACUUCAUCCAUUUUCCCAAUAAACUGAAAUAAAAUAUCUUAUUUAUAAUUUAUUAUUUACAUAAUAGAAUUUUUUUUUUCUCCUGAACUCCAUGUACUUGUCUUAAUUUUAUUCCUAAUUCAUUUAUAAGUUUGUUGUUGUUGUUUUAAUGUAAGAGUUCUUGCUUUCUUAGAUCUCACUGCUGGGAGGGAAAAAGUGUGCUGAUAUUUUGUAUCCAGCUCUUUUGCCAAUUUCUGAAAUUCUACUUUUUUUCUUUUCUCUUCAAAAUAAAACCCCUAUGGAUGUCUCAUAGUUAAUAACAAAAUAAAUCUAUCCUUUUUCGUUUUCCUCAAUGUGAACAUCAUGAAAUUUUAUUUUUACAA